AUGUCUAUUCGUCGAUCCGCAACGAGGCGCGGCCCUCCUCCGGUGGCCGCUCCCAAACUGAAGAAGGGUUAUGAGAAUGUUGAGCAGGGUGUAAAGCAGAUUUACCCUGGCCCCUCAUCUGACAAGAAGACAGACAUGGAUAUCGUCUUUGUUUCGGGGUUGGGUGCUCACCCAGUAACGAGCUUCAAGCACGCUGACACCAAUUUUAAUUGGGUGAGUGAUGAAGAUGGCAUUGCUCGUGAGUUCCAAAAUGCCCGUAUCCUUCUUUAUCACUCCGAGUCUUCAUGGACCGGGGCCAUCAAGGUGAAGCAGUUCCUCGGGAACUUGGCGCAGACUUUACUUGAAGGAUUGAAAGUGAAAAGAGAGAAUUCUGCUUUGGUCAGACCCAUCACAUUCAUCGGACACAGUAUGGGAGGACUUGUCAUUGCAAAGGCCGUGUGUAUUGCCGCCUCUCGACCAGACCUUUUCCCAGGCAUGUUUGAAAACAUAGCUGGCUGCGCAUUCUUUGGAACCCCAUUCAAAGGUGCCGAAGCUGCAUCCUUGGCCUGUAUGCUUUCCCACGUCGGAGAAAUGCUUUCCCAUGUUGGAGACAAGGGAAGCGCUUCAACAGCUUCCAAACUACUAGAGCUUAUGAGACCCGAUGAUGAGUACUUGAACGAACUUCGAAAAGAGUUCAUUCGGCUUUCAAUCAAAACAGACCCCAAGAUUCAAUUAUACGGUUUCUAUGAACAACACCCUACUACGAUCAAAGAUCUGAGCGGCAUGCCCCAGUUUCUCCAAGCUCUUAAUAUUCCGCUUCCCAAAAAGGUUGGUGAGUUUGUCACUCGAGAAUCUGCCGUUCUAGAUGGUGUGAUGGAAACGAUGGGCUUGUCUGCCAACCACAGGGACUUGGUGAAAUUUAAGAGCUCAAAGGAUGACCAGUAUAUGCUGGUUCGAGGUCCUUUGAGACGUUUGAUCAACGGUUCAGGACUACGAGUUAAAAAUCGACACAAUGCGAUACGGCGUGUGGACCAAGCAACUAUCGACAAGGCAAAACGAGAACUGGAAGGCGCAUCAGUAAAGAACAAGAGGGAUGCUAUCAAGCGCAAUACUGCAACCUCACCCUGGUUCUUCAAGGAGCCUGAGUUCAUAGGAUGGUUUGCCAAGCCUCAAGAGGCAGAAGAUGUCUCUCUUGUCAAGAAAUGUGAUUGUCUAUGGGUGCGCGGUCGUGAUGGUCGUGGCAAGACUAGCGCAGCCUUGUCUGCAAUCGAUAAGAUUGAAGAAUGUGUCAAGGACGAUGAUGAGGAGGAAGAAGAGGUCGAGUCUCAUCGACAAUCGUCGCAGGUCUACCUUGCUUAUUUCUUCUGCGACAAGGCACCAGAGUAUGAUACAGCUGAGGUGUUGUUAAAGUCUCUGAUCCAUCAGAUCAUCUCUAAGCAACCGCUGGCUUCUAUUCACACCAAGUUCUUACUGCAGAAGAAAGGCCGCGAUACAGGCCGCGAGAAAGCAGCUUUACUGACUGUAGAGAACCUCUGGCAAGUACUCCAGGAUAUUCUAUCGGAUGAUGUUUUUCUUGGGGCACGAAUGUACUUUGUCAUCAAUAAUUUGGAGACCAUCUCUCCCGAGGCCGCGUCUACUGCUACUUUACUUAGUCUUUUAGGCUCGGAAGUUGAGCAUGAUGGCAGUGGAAGACGUCCACUCGUGCGAUGGAUGUUCACAAGCGGCCAGUCUUGGGACAUCGACCAGGCUUUACGAAAGCCUUUGGUCCGGCUGGUAGAUCUCGAAGAUGAGAAGUAUGGUGACCAAGUCCAGUUGGAGCUUCGAAAGCAUGCACAAAAGAAGGUGAAGGAACUAGUCCAGCACAAGAGUUAUAGCAAGGCUCUUGUGUACUUCACCAGCAGCGUCAUCGGACAACGAGCUCAGAACACGCAAUGGAUAGACAUCACGUGCGAUUCUCUUGAAGAUAUCCCCCAGCAUGAGAACGACCUCCAAGUCCGUCGUCUGCUUGAAAGGGUCCCACAAGAGCUAGAUUCUCUCCUCAAUGCUGCAUGGCAAGACGUGUUUGAGAAGAACCGAUCCAAAGCUGGUGAGAUCAAGGAGAUGCUGCGUGUGCUGGUUCUCACGUACAGAGACCCAACUGAGGCAGAACUUGGCCUUCUUGCUGGCCUACAGUCUUCAAACGAGCAAGUAUCUGAGCUUCACGAUCUCGUGAUCAAGUGCAGGCCACUAAUCGUACUGAAAACAAACGAAGGGGGCGAGCCCACAGUCUGCUUUGCCUUUCCGGUGGUCAAGGUCCAUCUUCUUGAGAACGCUCACAAGCUACUAGGCCUCACAGAAGAUGGCAUCAAGUUACAGCACGGAAUUCUCGGAUUUCGCGCGUUCAGUCACAUCAUGGAGGCCUUUGAUGAAUUUAAUGAUGAGGUUGCGGAUACAACACAAGGCAACGUAGAUCAAGAGGGUGAGGAUGAAGUUGAAGGUAACGCGGAAUCAGUAGCUGGCCCACAAGAGGUUGAGUACGACCAAGAUCAUGGAGCAACUGCCACCAUGAAUGCUCAUGAGAACAAUCCGGACAACAUUUCUGAAUCCUCUGACGAUGGCGAAAGAGGGGACGAAGAAGAGGACGAAGAGGGCGAGGACGAAGACCCUGAAGCACCCCGACUCAGGAACAUCGCUCUAGCCUACGCAGUCAUAUAUUGGCUCGACCAUGCUGGCCAAGCCACGGCCGAUAUCGCCGAAGCACUUAGCUUGGAAGAGAAGUUCUGGGAGAGUGGUUCAAAGAUCCGACGUCGCUGGUUGACAGAGCACAACCGAAUGACGGGGGCUUUUGAUUAUUUCCAUCGUUCUGAGCUUACGGGACUGCAUGUUGCCGCCGCAAUUGGCUUCAGGGAUCUUGUCUCAGCACUAAUGGACAAUGGCUACGCUGGCGAUAUGAACACUUACGAUGACCUUGAUAACCAACCGCUUCAUUUCGCAGCCUAUAGUGGAAAGUCCGAAAACGUUGAGGAGCUACUCAAUAGAGGAGCCGAAAUCGAGGCAGGGAAGGAGUUGGAUUCUAUGACUCCUUUGGGGAUGGCAGCAGAAGUUGGAGACGUCAAGAUCAUGGCACAGCUUCUUCAACGAGGAGCGGAUCCAAAUGCUAGUACCUCAGAAUCUGGGGCCGUGAUCUGUGCAGCCAUCAAAUCUGGAAACACCGAGGCCGUAAAACUUUUAGUCGCCCACAACGUCUCUCUAGUGAGCCCAGAAGAGGAAGGCGAUGAUUCUGGGUCUGUAAAAGAAGACGGCGAGAAGGACGAAGAGGAAGAUGAAGACGCGGAUGAAGAGGAGGAAAGCGAGGACGAAGAUAGUGAUGACGAUGGGGAUGAUGAGGAAAACAUCAAGUCACCCCUGGCUUUAGCAGCUAUGAGAGCUGACUUGUCGGUUUUUGAGUUUCUGAUAAGCGAAUAUUCUGACAAACUGCCUUCCUCGGAAUAUGGAGUUGCGCUUGUCGCAGCUGCAGAAUGGGGUCGAACAGAAGCUUUCACAAGACUGUUCAAUGACUUCGAGCAAUCCCAAGAGAACAUUCAGGACGCUUUGUAUGAAGCGACAAGGUCUGCAGAGGGUCACUGGGAUAUUGUCGCCAUGAUCCUUGAAAAAUGCCCUGGUUUGAACUGUGACAAGGCUUUCCUUUUCACAGCGCAGGGAGCUGAUGGCGAUGAUGAAAUACGCAUUCUUGAAGCUAUGUGGGAGUAUACCGAAGGUGGUAUCUCCUCAGAGUCUCUGGAUGAGUCCUUGUACGAAGCGACAGAUCUCGAGAGUAAGAGAACUAUCGAAAUUCUACUGAGAUACGGAGCCAGUGCUAAUGCAACUGGUGAGGUGUAUGGGAAUGCCCUGACAGCCGCGGCAUUCGACGGCAGGAUCGAUAUUGUCACGAUGCUUCUUGAUGCUGGCGCUGACAUCAAUUCCGAUAAGGGCUUUGCUCUCCAAACCGCUGCCGCGCAGGACCAUAUAGAAGUGGUAAAACUCCUUUUGGAACGCGGAGCUGAAAUCAACAAAGUCGCAACUCACGACGGUAUGCCUGAAGGAACAGCACUACAAGCAGCUGUCGAGCGUGGCAACGAGGAAAUUGUCGACGUACUGCUCGAACACGGAGCUGACCCUAACCUUGGAGGAGGUAGUAACAAAUAUCCCAUCAUCGGCGCAGCAAAGAAGAUGUAUAACGGCAUUUUCAAGAAGCUCAUUGAAGCCAAAGCCGACGUCAACGUCAUAGGUGGCUCGGAUGACACGACACCUCUGGUUGAGGCGGCCUAUUAUCUCUCCGAAGAGUGUCUGAAGCUAGUUCUGGACGCUGGAGCAGACAUCAACCACAAAGACAUCUUUGGUAACACGGCGCUGAUGUUGGCCGCUGGGAAAGGUGAGCACGAGUCAGUAGAGCUCCUGCUCGAUCGCGGCGCAGACGUCCUGAUCGUGGAUCAGGAUGGUGGCAACGCAUUGCAGAAAGCCUGGAGCUCAAACGAUUAUGAGACUACCUCGGUAGUGAUUAAUCAUGUCUCCAAGUUGAUGGAUGCCAUGAGGGUUGCUAUGGAAUCUGGUGAUGCUGGUGUUGCUGCAGUGGUUCGAAGUGUGCAAAGCCAAGGACAAGAGCUUGAUUACGAUGAUCCUCCUGCGCCAGAUUCGCCGGUCAAGGACGAAAGCAGAAGAAGUUCCGUGUAUGGAGGACUCCCACCAGAUACACCGCUUGUAACAGCCAAUCCUGCGGCAACUGAUUUCCAUGCUGAGAAGAUCGUUGUCGAAGAACCACAAGCUGCUCCAGUUCAUGGCUUGGCUGCGCAAGAACCCAUAGGUAGACCGUUUUUCCCGCCUGUUGAAAACUUGUACAGUCCCGCCACAGGCAUCCUUGACUAUGGUCAUGAUCCGCUACUCAGACGCCAAUCGGAACUUGGACCAAUCUCACCAGCACCGUCCCCAGGGCCGAUCAGAAGGAAGCCGAUUUCGGGACCCAUGUACAUGCCAUACCAGCCUGGAUCGGGAGACAACGUGCGGCACUCAACUCCACCUGGAUCGUUGGCGAAUGCUUUCCAAGCUUAUCAGCCGGGCAGGCAACAGACACCGCUGCACGAGGUACAGUCUUCAUCCCCGCCGUUGGAGGGUUUUACGCCGCCAAGUCAGACUUCACCUGAACCUGAGUUUGUUCCAUACGCGCCUGGUGUUCCGGGACAACCUAGGCCAGAACCAGGUCGAAAGUCAUCGCGCACGUCGUUUAUGGGCAUGAAAGUCCCUUGGUCGGACCAUCGGUUUAACUGA
Molecule: messenger RNA, 5259 nt
Organism: Fusarium poae
Lineage: Eukaryota; Fungi; Ascomycota; Sordariomycetes; Hypocreales; Nectriaceae
Exons: 5
Coding region: 1-5259 (1752 amino acids)
Molecular function (GO): protein binding
Source: RefSeq, a predicted model, not a curated record